GCAAGAACUUGUAAACAAAAACAGAACCGAGGCCUUGUUCCUAAUUUGUAAUCGAUAGUGAAAGACAUCCAAUUAUUUAUUGAACUGCAAAGUCAUAUUUUUCAGAGUCGAGUCAGCACCACUGUUCAGGAUGUUGAGUUUUUUCGGACUACGGAAAGACCAAUCCAAAAAGCCUUCAGGAGAGAGAGAGCUGGAUGGAUUCGUAAUCAUCGGAGAGACGGUAGAGGAGCAAAGGCAGAAGAUGCAGGGCAUGAACAUCGCUUCACACUCUACCAACGUCGUCAUACAGCCGGCCAAGCCCCCCCGAGGCCGUCCGGCGCCGCCGCCCGUGGCUGAGGACCUGCAGGCGUCCGUGGCUGUGCCUGCGCAGGCGUUCUCCCCGAGCCCCGUGCCCGGUGGCGGCGGCGAUGGCGGCGGCGAUGGCGAGGGUGGCGGUGGUGGUGAUGAUGCGUCGGCGGUGCCCUCGCUGCCCGAGCUGCUGGCGGACGUGCCCUUCACGCUGGCGCCGCACAUCUUGGCGGGGCAGACGGGGCGCCCGCUGCUGCUGCUGCCCGACGUCGUCCUGCACGGAGACGCCAACCACGACCUGGACAGCUUCCGCUACGACUUCACGCUCGAGAACUCCGUCCUCAACCAGCCCUGAGGCAUGCUGGGAGAAAGCCCAUAGUCAGCCGGACCUGACUGCACCCCCACACACACACACACACACCUCCUCAACACACACACACACACACACACACCUCCUCAUCACACACACACACACACACACACACACACACACACACACACACGCACACACACACACACACACACCUCCUCAACACACACACACACACACCUCCUCAACACACACACACACACACACACACACACACACACAUAUACCCUCUAAGCUGUCACCAGUAUGUAGCCCAGUGACCUGCUGGCCCCUCUAAAAUACCUGUGUUUAAAACACCUGCCUAUUUGCCUGUGGUUGAUUUAGCUGCGUUUUCUUAACCUGUGUUACUGUAGAUACUCCCGAUUGGUUAAUCUGUGUUUUCUUAACCUGUGUUCGAUGCUCCUGAUUGGUUAAUCUGCUCAGGAAAAAAAGGUUCCCCGGUUCCCCUCCUCCUCCUUGGUGGCUGGCCAUAGCUAUGGUAACAGAGGCCUGGCCACGUAAACAGUGUGGUUCUUAGUACUUUAUUGCAGAGGGAGGAACCUCCAGAACUCCAGUGGUUCUUUAGUUCUCUCAGGAACAUGCGGCGUGUCAUAAGAGGGCGUCAGGAGUGGGUGGAGCUUCAACACUACUCCAGUGAUGUCAUCAGGGAGUGGGUGGAGCUUCAACACUACUCCAGUGAUGUCAUCAGGGAGUGGGUGGAGCUUCAACACUACUCCAGUAAUAGACCUCUGAAGUUCGCCUACAAAAAGGAUCCAAAGCUGCCAUCUUUGCCCAUAUAAGGAGAUCCGGGAGUUAAUUGAAGCCAACUGCCUAUGGCAAGUUACAUGGUAAGUUAGCUCUGGGGUAGCAAAGAUCAAAGUGUGCCGUCUUCACCUACCGAAGAUCACAGUAUCCACUAGACGGCAGUGGACAAAACUGUGUAGUGAAAAACGUCUGCAUUUCCAAUGUGAUCAUCCCCACGAGAGUUUAACAGGUGCGAUAAUUGAAAAUCCCCAUGUUAUUUUCCCAUAGAAAAAAUCUCAAGAUACCGGAUCUCCUUAUUUGGGCAAAGAUGGUGGCUUUUUUGUAGGCGAACUUCAGACGUCUAUGUCAUCAGGAGUGGGUGGAGCUUCAACACUACUCCAGUGACGUCAUCAGCGUUGUCAUCAGGGGUGGGCGGAGCUACAACACUACUCCAGCGGCAUCAGGGAGCCUCUGGUGAGAGGGGAGCCUGACGUUGGUGAUGCGGUUUACAGCUAAAGGCUUUUUCUAACGGGGGCGGGGCCACCAUUUCCUAUCCGAGUGCAUCGUAGUUAACCAAGUAACUCCUGUACACUUCCAACAGCAAUAAACUGUUUCUUUUCUUUGACCUCCGAACUGUACUGCGCAGUGGACAGCAUGGCCCCUGUAAUGUUAUCAUGCAAAUGUUUCCUUUUCAUAAAAUGUGACAUAUUUCCUUUAUUACCUCCGCCAAGGAGGUUAUGUUUCUAUCGGGGGUUCGUUUGUUUGUUUGUCUGUUUGUCAGCAAGAUAACUCAAAAGGUUAUGGAUGGAUUUCGAUUAAAUUUUCAGGAAAGGUCUGAAAUGACCCAAGGAAGAAACUAUUACAAUUUAGGAGUGAUCCGUAUCACCGUCUGGAUCCAGGAGGCGGUUCUGUUUGCCUGGUGAAGGUCUGCGCUCUCAGAGUGCUUUUCUAGUUUUUUGCAGCGGCCUAAGGUAGGGGCCUAUGGUAGUGGCCUAUGGUAGUGGCCAUGGUUUGCUAGGCUAGUAAAGCUACUGGGUUUAUACUAGACUGGUACAAUAUGUAGCCCAUGGGUACCACUCAAAGCGAUGGCCAAGUGGGAGGAAUGGUUGUUAUUAUUUGUGUCAUUGUUGUUAUUUGUGGCUGUAGGUGCAGUUUGAAACCCUACUGUUGCAUGUUUUGUUUGUUGUUGCGUUGUUUAUUUGUUCUUUAUGUGUAUUUUUACGUCUGGUUUUGUAGGCUCGGCUAUGUUAAUGCAGGCUGGUGUGCAUGUUGAAUUUCAGCAGUCUUGAUUGUGCUACUUUGUGACUGUGAUGCUAUGUUGUUAUAACCUAAGCCAAUGCAAGGAUACUCGCCAGUCUGAUAUAACCCGUGUUUACGCUGACUUUAUAAACAUGACAACACUCUGUGUUGUUGGUGAUUAGUUUAUUUUAGAGCUUCUGUUUUUUUUUUCUUUAGUAUUUGGCACCAAUGCAUUUUGUUCCCCAAGUUUUAGAAAGUGUUGAAGAACAAAGCAUGCUUUUUAGUGUACUUGUAGUGUACUUUGUCUGUAUGUUACAGCUGAUGUGGUCCUAUUGUCAUGAAAUAUCAUCCUCCACUAUUCAGCGUUGAACAAGAGGAUACAGUGUGUGAAUGGUUCUCUCCAUUUCCUGUCCCAUACAGUUGCUGUCCCAUAUGAUCCAUUUGCUAUCCUAUAUGAUCCAUUUGCUAUCCCAUAUGAUCCAUUUGCUAUCCCAUAUGAUCCAUUUCCUAUCCCAUAUGAUCCAUUUGCUAUCCCAUAUGAUCCAUUUCCUAUCUCAUAUGAUCCAUUUGCUAUCCCAUAUGAUCCAUUUGCUGUUCCAUAAUCAACUUGCUGUCCCAUAUGAUCACAAUAUGCCUUAUGAACUCAUCAACCCAAGUGCACUUUAUGAACAAAGAUAUUUUUGAACCCGGCUGUGCUAUUUAUUGUACAGUACACACGUGUAAUGAUAAAGACAGUUUCCCAGUUGUGUAUUCGCUGUUUCACUGACUUCUUUUACGGAACCUAUUUUAUCUGCCCUUAAAGUGAAUCCAAAGUCACCAAUGUUGUACUUUGAUAAAUUAAUAGUAUUUUAUUAAACCAUUUUAAAA
Molecule: messenger RNA, 3487 nt
Organism: Sardina pilchardus (European sardine)
Lineage: Eukaryota; Metazoa; Chordata; Actinopteri; Clupeiformes; Clupeidae
Gene: umad1
Product: UBAP1-MVB12-associated (UMA) domain containing 1
Exons: 4
Coding region: 131-643 (170 amino acids)
Source: RefSeq, a predicted model, not a curated record